Molecule: messenger RNA, 1779 nt
Organism: Amoebophrya sp. A25
Lineage: Eukaryota; Dinophyceae; Syndiniales; Amoebophryaceae
Source: the annotation of a GenBank genome assembly
AGUUUUUGGAUUUGGAUAUUCGCUUUAUUUUUUUGGAAGAUAAUAACAAUACGGAAGACCUGCUAACAACAUUUUAUUUUACCGAGGAACGAACCCCAACCCAAAUUCCCAAAUCAAAUUCAAAUUCUCAAGGAUUAAGAUUAAUUAGAGGUAGAGAGGCAGCUAGGAAUUUUUUCGCUUUCUGUCCCUUGUGUAUUUGAACUUGUUUGAAGGAAGAUUGACCAGAUAAUUUGGAUCGAGUUUGCUAACUACGCAGAAGCUUAUUAAUAUAUUUUCUCAAUUCCAGCACAAAGAUCUGCAAUCAACUUGUUGCUUUUCAGAGGACUCUUGGAAAACAAGGAUUUGGGAUCUUUUACCAAACUCGCGCUAACGCAGACACGUACACUUUUUACCUUGAUCUACCUUUAAUCAGUUAGAAUUGUUUUCGGGUCAAGAAUAAUGUUGAAUUCAUCGGUCGCAAUUCGCCGGCUGGCACCCCUUGCUGCAGCAUGGCUUUGCCUUAUCCCUGGCCCAAGUAUCAACUUCGUGAGCGCUGUGAGAAUGGUCGGAUCUCGCCUCGACGAUGUUGAUGGUCCUGGCCUUCGUCACUCUCUAAUUGCUGCAGAUGCAUCGGACUCGGAGCCCGAUACUGAUGUCGGAACAGGUGACGGUGAUGAAGAACGUGCUGCAGCAGGUCUGAUCUGUCGUGCGGAAAACAUCCAAGAACUGUUGACGCGUUUUGUUGAUUGGGCUUACAAUCGCAUGCACGAAUACAGCACAAAAGCACAUGGUGAGCAGCAGCUUCAGCAUGCCCAAGUUCUAGAAGGUUUGGCGACCCAAGUGAACAAGGACGCUGUUUUGAAGAAUCUUAAGCUGGCUCUAGAAGACAUGCCCGAAGGAGUAGCCGACCACCAAUAUUCGAUAUUUGUAAUUGAAGAUAUAACCCUGGAUCGACGUCAUGCAAGUCUAACGGAUGUUGGACGCAGAAACGUAGACACCUAUGGCGAAAUUCUUGAAGGGUUCUAUCGCGUAUUAGCAAAUGCAAUGCCCAAGAGUCAAGCAUCUACGGCCAGUGAUACCGGAGAAGUUGUGGAUUCGGCAUCGGCUUCGAGUACGGCUGAAGCUGCUCACCCUCGUGCUGCAAGUUCAGCUGGAAGUGGAGCUGUGCGUCCGAGUAGUUCGGCGACACUAGAGCAGGACUACGGAGCAGCACCGGACAAGGUAAAAACUUAUCUUGAGGAAAUGCGCCUAGCUGUGGAUGAACUUCGUCAACAUCGCGAAAACGGAGACGGACGCCCAGACGCAGCAUGGGUGAAGAUUAUGAAUAAGAUACUGAAGAUUACUGGCGACCCUGACCGUACUUCCCAACGCGCUGUGCGCAACUCCUUCACCGCGCAAGACCUCCACGACGCAGAGCGAAGAGAAGUGCGAUGUCCUCGCAUAUUUGCAAAUUGUGUCAUAGGCUCGAUGUUGGCAGCUUCCGCCGCAGCAUACCUUCAUUCCACUGUUAAUUAUCAAUGCUGGCCUCACGGGUGCGCUGGAUAUCCCCAUGCUGCUUCAUCAUUAUCUCAAUCCGCGUCUUCUUGGGGCGCCUCCAACCGCGGCAAUCGAAAUUUCCUUGCACGAGAGCAUCAACGUCCAGGACGAGAGGCUACAGGGUCACGGGCGGCAGAAUACGAAAAGCUGAUGAAGGCUGAGUUGCAGAAGUCGGAUGGACACUCGCCGCCCCUGUGGAUGACAAAAACCAUCGUUGAGAACACAGGAGCAGCGCAGAAGACCACCACGAAGCCCUGGAAAUGA